Elgaria multicarinata webbii is the source of this 4102-nucleotide messenger RNA. It is a transcript of the gene CRY2, whose product is annotated as cryptochrome circadian regulator 2. Gene Ontology annotation, cellular component: cytoplasm; nucleus. The transcript has 12 exons. The record is from RefSeq and is a predicted model, not a curated record. Gene Ontology annotation, biological process: negative regulation of DNA-templated transcription; entrainment of circadian clock by photoperiod; circadian regulation of gene expression. Bases 40 to 1818 code for a protein of 592 amino acids. Gene Ontology annotation, molecular function: DNA binding; FAD binding. Lineage: Eukaryota; Metazoa; Chordata; Lepidosauria; Squamata; Anguidae.
GGCAGUGGUUGAGCUCCUGGCAGGCUGGACUCACGGGCGAUGGCUGCGCUUCCAGGCUCGGCGGCUCGACCCUCGGGCGGCUGCUGCUGCUCCGUACACUGGUUCCGUCGGGGUUUGCGACUUCACGACAACCCUGCGUUGCAGGCGGCCAUCCGGGAUGGCGGCUCCGUGCGCUGCAUCUACAUCUUGGACCCUUGGUUCGCGGCGUCUUCCGCUGUGGGCAUCAACCGCUGGCGGUUUUUGCUGCAGUCCCUGGAAGAUUUGGAUAACAGUUUAAGAAAACUCAACUCUCGCUUGUUUGUCGUCCGAGGCCAGCCAACAGAUGUUUUUCCAAGACUCUUUAAAGAAUGGGGGGUGACUCGUCUAACCUUUGAAUAUGACUCGGAGCCCUUUGGAAAAGAGAGAGAUGCAGCUAUAAUGAAGUUGGCUAAAGAAGCUGGAGUAGAGGUGGCAGUGGAGAACUCACAUACUCUUUAUGAUCUGGACAGGAUAAUUGAGCUGAAUGGACACAAGCCUCCUCUCACCUACAAGCGUUUCCAGGCCAUCAUUAGUCGCAUGGACCUACCCAAGAAGCCAGUGGCCACUAUAACAAAUCAGCAAAUGGAGAGGUGCAAGACAGAAAUCCAAGAAAAUCAUGAUGAAACAUAUGGAGUUCCAUCCCUGGAAGAGCUGGGUUUCCCCACUGAGGGUCUUGCCCCAGCUGUUUGGCAAGGAGGGGAGUCUGAAGCAUUAACUCGUCUGGAUAAGCAUCUGGAAAGAAAGGCAUGGGUUGCGAACUAUGAAAGGCCAAGGAUGAACGCCAAUUCAUUGCUGGCUAGCCCCACUGGGCUCAGUCCCUACCUUCGGUUUGGCUGCUUGUCCUGCCGCUUAUUCUACUAUCGGCUCUGGGAACUAUACAAAAAGGUGAAGCGGAACAACACUCCACCUCUUUCGCUAUAUGGCCAGUUACUCUGGAGAGAAUUUUUUUAUACAGCUGCCACAAACAAUCCCAAAUUUGACCGUAUGGAGGGGAACCCAAUCUGCAUUCAGAUCCCAUGGGAUAGGAACCAUGAAGCCUUGGCAAAGUGGGCAGAAGGCAAGACGGGCUUCCCCUGGAUUGAUGCUAUCAUGACGCAGUUGAGACAGGAGGGUUGGAUUCAUCACCUAGCCCGCCAUGCUGUAGCCUGCUUUCUGACCAGGGGUGACCUGUGGAUCAGCUGGGAGUCAGGAGUGAGGGUAUUUGAUGAGCUUCUCCUGGAUGCAGAUUUCAGUGUGAAUUCAGGCAGCUGGAUGUGGCUUUCGUGCAGUGCUUUUUUCCAACAGUUCUUCCACUGCUAUUGCCCUGUUGGCUUUGGGCGUCGUACAGAUCCCAGUGGUGACUACAUCAGGCGAUAUCUGCCCAAGUUGAAAGGCUUUCCCUCACGGUAUAUCUACGAGCCCUGGAAUGCCCCUGAGUCUGUGCAGAAAGCUGCAAAAUGUGUCAUUGGGGUAGACUAUCCAAAACCCAUGGUGAACCAUGCAGAGACCAGCCGACUGAACAUUGAGCGCAUGAAACAGAUCUACCAGCAGCUCUCACGUUACAGAGGCCUUUGUUUGUUGGCCUCUGUCCCUUCCUGCAUGGAAGACCUCAGCAACCCAGUCACAGACCCUUCUGCAAGCCAGGGAAGCUGCACUAAUACAAUGUUAAGGCAGAUCCAAUGUGGCCAGACUUCUCCAAAGCGGAAGCAUGAUGUUGUAGAGGAACACAAUGAAGAGCUGUACAAACGAGCAAAGGUGAUGGCUCUGCAGAUUCCAAAGACCCCACGGCAAGAACUUGUGCAUCCUGAAAUGGGAAAUUGACAAGACAACUCAUGUCCUGGAACAGCCACUGCAGUAGCAGAGAAGGAUUUUGGCCAGAAGAAUCAGAACAUUGACCAACAACUUUACCUGUUGAGUGUGUAAAUGUGUAGCAGAGAUAGCUGCCACAGAAGGAGUUCUAAACUCCUGUGCAGGAUGCAGUGAGCAAGUACCAUCAAUAAACAACAGCUUUUGAGAACAAAUCUAUGGCUCUCCUGAGAGACACUUGGAAUUGGCUAAGAAAAGACUUGGGAUAAGACUUGCUCAUUCCUAAGUAUAUCCCACUUAUCUCCAGUGGGAUACAGUUGUUGCUCCAUUUAGAGCAUCUCUUACUUUGUGUUUCCUCAUCUCGGUUGAUUAUCAGGUACUGAGAUGAACCAUGCAAAAUAUUUUAUGAGCACCAUAGUACUGGCAGGUGCAGCUGUUAAACACUCCAAACGGUCUGACAUUCAAGCAGAAGUAACAUAAUGUAGCAGAUGAGCACAUCAGUGAAAACACUGCUAUAACAGCCUAGGGUUAUAAUAUUAAUACUUGGAUGGUGAUAAUGGCAGUAAUAUUUCUGUUAGAGCUGAAAGACCAUUAUGGUUCUUCCACUACAUCGUGUUCAUACUCCUAUUCAUUUAUGAAAAGAAGUAUUCUAAAUGCAUGGUUUUCCUGUGGGAAGGGCUAUGUGUUGCAAUUCUGCAAGAGCACAGAGUAUCGUAUAGAAAUUUGCUUCCAUAACAAAUCUCAAGCAUUCAGAUUUCUCAAAAGUAAGUUUCUAGUCCUUAUAGUUGAAAAGGUGUGCUUGAAAGCAAGCCAGAUUCAUUGCUGAGUAAGAUUUCUUGUGGCCAAUUUUAGCUUCAGUGUACUACAUAGCUUCCUGCCUCUCCCCAUGACUUGCAGAAAUGGAAUAAAUUAUACAAAGUAAGGGAUCACACAUGUGCUUCACUUGCGUAGUUUGCAGUUAACAAAACUGCUUUUCUUGCAAAAAUUUAAUUUUUUUAGCAAAAUGUUUUUAAAACACUAAGUAUAACAGUAUUGUGAGAGUAAACUUCCUUCUUAUAAGUGGGCUCCUCAGAAACUAUGCUUACUUUAGGAAGAGUUUUCCAACCUCAUAAGACCCUGGAAUAUCCUCCUUUACUGUAAGAAGCUCAUGGAAUAGAUUGAACCAAGUCUAUUGUGUGGAGUUAACAAUGAGAUUAAGGCCGUUUUUACACCUGCCUUUUCCCCCGGGAUCUCCCUGGGAUCAUCCGUGUGCAUGCAAAUGACACACGGGAUCCUUGGAGCAGGCAAGGAUGUUCCCUCCAUUUUCCUGGGAUAAAUCCUUAGGUGUAGAAAGGGCCUAAGUGAGACUGAAAGUCCUCUCCUGUGUGGAUUUUCCCCACAAUCAUCUUCUGAAGUGAUUAGUCCCUCUUCCCAGCUGUAGGUUGCAAUGCAUUUACAUCAUCUUUUUUAGGUAUUCCUUGAAUCCUGUACCCUGCACUGCAGGCCUUGCCUUCAACUUAUUGAGCACUUGGAAUUCUAGCCAGACAAGAUAAUAAUUCCUUCAGAUUAUUGAUCAUGUUCCCUUCAUUUAUUUUCAGUGUAGCCUUGGCAGGGUUGCUGGCCCCCUCCCAGGCUCAGAGCAGUGGGAAGUAUCAUUUUUGUGACCUUGAGAAGAGAUAGGUUCAUGUAGCUGGUAUCAUGCGGUGAAAUAACCUGUCCUGUGUAAAGUACUUCAAAACUGUUAGCAGUUCAAUUCCAGGAUCAUUACAGAUGAUGUUACAUUUCUCAGUUGCACAGAGCUAUAAAACAUCCUAAUAACCCACUCCCUCAUGGGAUUGGGUCUUUCAAAAAUGGGGACCUAGUCUUUGGACCAUUGAACAUUGACAAGAUGACAGUGAAGAACAGAUGGUGACACCUGAAGCCGUGAAUAUGUAGGAAGGUUGUAUCUUUCUAAUUAAGGGGCUCUUUUCUGACAAACUUAUUUAAGACUCUUGUCCAAUGAAAUCCUUGGAUACAUUUCCCAAGCAGACAUAUAGGCCUCAUAUUGGUGUUCUUAUUUCCUAAGCCAUCACUCUGGCUCCUCCUUAGAGGAAAGUCAAGUAUAAUCCAUAUUUUUUGGUGUUCGGUUUCUUUCUGAAUACUUAACAGCAGGAGAGAACUCCUGUUCCCUACCACAGAGUAGGAAAGAAAUGCACUUUCUACACUUCAAAUUCAAACUGUGACUUCUCUACCUUGGAAUAUUUUCCUGCUUUUUCAGUUGUUGUGUUGUAACUAUUAACUUGUUUUAUUAAGUUGUUUUAUAAAUGUCUUUAUCCCUCUA